AUGCGGGAUCGAAUGAAGAUACCUACCAGAAAUUCAAAUGUUCAAGCUCAAGAUGAGCGCGUCAUGUCAACUAACAAUAGCAGCAUAGUUUCUAAGCGCAGUGUUGAACGAAUAUACUUCCCUGAUGAAUCGCACUAUUUUCGUUACUUUGUCAAAAAACCACAAAGACGAUGUCCACUUAUCAAUCGUGGUUAUUGGUUAAGAAUGAAGGCUAUCGAUCACACCGUUGGUGCUUUUCUGAAGAAAAAUUCAGAGAAGAAAAGAGUAUUGAUCAAUCUUGGAUGUGGUUACGAUCCUCUACCAUGGCAGUGUCUGGCAAAAUAUUCGGCUUUCUGCAAGGGAGUAAUUUUCAUUGAUGUUGACCAUAGAGAUUUAAUCACUCGAAAAAGAACCAUUGUCCAGCAAUUUCCCGAGCUUCAUUCUGUUCUUACCAACGCAGUUUCAUCUGAGAAUAAUAUAUUACUCCGCAGUGAUCAAUAUUUCCAGGUGGGAUGUGAUUUACGUGAACUUACUUUAUUAGAAGAGGCUUUGGCAGGAAUUUUCGAACGGAAUAAUUGCUCUGUGUUAUUUGUAGCUGAGGUGUCUCUUACAUAUAUGGAUGUGGGUGCGGCUGAUGAUCUGAUAAAAUGGGCAAGUAGUUUUCCAGACGCUGAGUUUUGCCUUUUGGAACAGCUUCUUCCUCAUGGGAUAGAGCAUCCUUUCGCUCGUGCCAUGAUAAAGCAUUUUGAGAAAUUAAAAACACCACUUGGCAGUGUCCACAAGUAUCCAACUGCGAAAUCCCAGCAGGAUCGUUUUAGGGUUGUGGGCUGGAAAAAUGUGGAGGUCCUCAAUCUCUGGGAACUUUGGGGCUCAAGUAGUUUCCUGACUCCGGACGAGAGAAGGUCACUUGACCUUAUCGAACCUUUUGAUGAAUGGGAAGAGUUUGCACUAUUUGCAAACCACUAUUUUCUUCUGAAUGCAUCUACCAGUGAACCUGUCAAAGCCCAUUGUGUGCCAUGGCAGGUCGAAAAUAUCUUAGAUCACUCGGCCUGGAAUGUAGCUUACUCUAUUCCAAAUAUACAAGUUGCAAGGCGUUUUGCGGCUGCAAUGUUUGUCAAGUCGCAGGAUCGAGGUAAAGACAGGAUUGCUUUGUUUGGAGGGAUGGAACAGGCCAGGAUGAAUUCAAGAGAAGAAUAUACUUGUCAAAAGCAGGAUUAUUUGGCACCUGCCCCUCAAAACUCAGAUGUACCUAGCUGCCGAAUGUGUCACACUAUUACAGACCUUGGUGAUGCUGGGGCUCUGCUUGUCGGUGGUAGGACAUCUCCGGACGCUGGCCUCGCCGACUGUUGGAUCUAUAACAAAUGGCUUGAUCACUGGGAGCGCGUGGAUACAUUACCAUGGCCAUUGUAUAGGCAUCAAGCUAUUAGUAUCAGUUCGGAAUUUGUCUUAGUUUCCACCGGAUGGAUUAACAGCUUCACCAUAUCAAAUUCCUUUCUCUUAUGGAGCCGAAAAUUGGGAUGGGUCAAGUGCAAUAUAUGUGGGAACAAACCUCACCCUGUUUCUGGGCCCGUUCUUUUGAAGUUUCCAGGGGACCAAACUCUUAUGCCAUCUGGAAUACUUGCUGGUGGGAUUGGUACAGAUGGAGUUGUAAUUGAUGAUAUAUGGCACUGGACCUUGACUAAAAUAUCGAGUGGGGAGCCCAAUUUAUACUUUAGCAAAUUGGAACAGAAUCCAAAGUUAUCUCGGUUCGGUGCUUCUGCAGUCAUACAUCAUGGGCAAAUAUACUUGCUUGGAGGAAUUGUUAAAGGCCAAUUACUCUCGUGUGAGGACGAAAUCAUCCGUCUUCAAGUUGAGAAGGAUUAUCUGAUAUCUCCCUGCACGAUCUUACGAAAAUCUCAACUAAACCCAUGGCCCAUGCUCACAGGCUCUAGUGCUUUUAGCACAGGCAAAUCAAUCGUUAUUUUGGGUGGCUCUGCGGUCUGUUUCUCCUUUGGGACCUUUUCCAACAAAAGCUGCUUGACAUUAUCAUCCGCUUCUGUCGCAGAUCCUGAACAAUGGCGAUUUCUGCAUAAAAUUGAUGUGAAAAAUUUAUCAGAAAUCACUCUAUCUCAGAAAACUAUGCGCCAUAGAGGAUCGAUGAAAAUUACGCGAGCUAAGAUACAGUCUAAAAAUCAUUUUGAAGAAAUUAUUAGUGUCGGAAAACCAGUAAUUUUGGAAGGGUUAGAUAUUGGAUCUUGUACUUCGAAGUGGACCACAGAAUACCUGACGUGUGCAAUUGGAGAGGAGAGGGAGAAGGUUAUUGUUCACGAGGCUACCACGCAGCAUAUGGACUUCAUUACUAAAAAUUUUAAUUACAGUAAAAGAACAUUUGGAAAAUUCAUGAAUGAGGUUGAAUGUGGAGGGAGGCUCUAUCUCCGUUCCCUGUCCUCAGAACAGCCAACUGCCAAUCCAGCUGAUUUCGCAAAAGACUUUCCAUCUUUAUCAUCUGACUUUUCAUUACCUCCUGAGCUUUCAUUUGUUACUGAAAACCAACACAGUUCUCCCCUCCGAAUUUCAGGCUCUACGAUAAUGUGGUUGCAUUACGAUACCCUUGCAAAUGUCCUCUGUCAAAUAAAAGGCGAGAGGAGACUAGUUUUAUUUCAUCCUCUAGAUUUCAAAUACUUUGACUUAAAACCUGGAGCCUCAAGCUCAUCGGUCAAUGUGUUUGAACAUCAUGAAGAGGAGACAUUUAAUGGGCCGCAGUCGUUCGAGGCUAUUCUUAGUCCUGGGGAUGUUCUUUUUAUCCCUCCAUUCUGGCUUCAUACUGCCGCUCCUAUCUCAAAUGUCAGCAUCGCAGUGAAUGUAUUUUUCCGAAACUUCAUUCAUGGAUAUGCUAAUGGAAAAGAUGUAUAUGGAAAUCGUGAUUUUCAGGCAUAUGAAAAGGGUCGAGAAAACCUGUCAAAAAUAUUAACAUCAUUUGACAAAAUCCCCGUUGAGGCACGUAGCUUUUAUAUGGAGAGGCUUCUUGAGGAGUUUCAGCAAAAAGUAUCAUGUAGUUACACUAGACGCGAUUCGUGUUAA
Molecule: messenger RNA, 3039 nt
Organism: Blumeria graminis f. sp. triticale
Lineage: Eukaryota; Fungi; Ascomycota; Leotiomycetes; Helotiales; Erysiphaceae
Source: the annotation of a GenBank genome assembly